CCUCUCAAACCUCACCGUCUAACUGCCUUCCCAAAUAAAAAUAUCUAAUCUGUCAUUUUGUGUAUCUUUCUCUGUCAUAUAUCACUAGCCCUUUGUAUUGAUUCUUCCCCCACCCCAUGCACACACCUCACACCACCACCACCACCAAGAUCUUUCUUCUCUGCAUACCUUCAUCUCUUAAGUAAAAAUGGAGCUCAGGUAACCAAUACUCUCUCUCCUCACCCCCACCCUCUCACCCUCUCUCUCUCUCUCUCUCUCUCUCUCUCUCUCAAACAAAUCAAUUUUAACAUAAUCCCUAUUCACAAUAAUAUCCAAUCCCAACUAGUUCUUAUUCACUCCCUCCCUUGUCCUUUUUUUUUGUGACUAAUUAGAUGCCUUUUGGCUUUUCCGUUUCCUCUCUAUCUUGCUGGAAUCCUUCCAACAUUUGAACUCCUAUAUAUAAAAUAACCUAAAAUCCCCUUCUUACCGUCAGAAUACCCCAACUAUGGCAAGAAUACACUACCACCACCACCACCACCUCUGCCGCUUCUCCUCGACCUGAAAAAAUUGAAGUUACUCAAGAUCGGUUUGUGAUUAGCUCGAUCGAAGCUCAUUCGAGAUGCAUUCGUCUCAUAAACGAAACAAAGCUCGAGCAUAUAUACUUUUAAAGCAGCUCGAUUAGAACUCGUUCGUGAUCGAUUCGUCUCAUAAACAAACCAAAGCUCGAAUACAAUUUUGGAAGCAGCUUCCAAACCAAGCUUGAACAAUCAACAUCAACUGUUGUUGCGCUGGUUCGGCACCUCCUAAAACUCUCUUCUUACCCUCAUAAAACCCAACUAUGGCGAGAAUACACUACCACCAAAACCUCCACCGCCUCCUACUCGACGCCUCCUCCUCCGCCGCCGCGCCGCCGUCGGCGACCGGAAAACCUACAAACUCCUACGUCGCGGACGCCAACUUCGACAGCAACAUGGUGAUCAUCUUAGCGGCUCUCCUCUGCGCGUUGAUCUGCGCCCUGGGUCUAAACUCGAUCGUGCGCUGUGCGUUGCGGUGCGGGCGGAGGUUCAGCUUCGACGAGGACCCGGGGCGGGCGGGGUCGAGGUUGGCGGCGACGGGGCUGAAGAAGGAGGCGCUGAGACAGAUACCGGUGGCAGCGUACGAGGCCGGGAUGGGGAUGCCGGCGACGGAGUGCCCGAUUUGCCUGGGGGAGUUCGCGGAAGGGGAGAAGGUGAGGGUGUUGCCCAAGUGUAGGCAUGGGUUCCAUGUCAAGUGUAUAGAUACGUGGUUGGAUUCGCACUCGUCGUGCCCGAUUUGCAGGCAGUUGUUGUUGUUUGAAGGUGCUGGCAGUUGUGCUAGUGUAGAGGAUGGGCAGGUUAGAAUUUAGUGGACGAAAUCAAAAUGGGUUGUUUUUACAAGGAACUCUCUCUCUCUCCUCUGGCUAAAGAUUAAUACUGUGUUUGGAUGAGUUUUUGAGAAUUUUUUGAGAAUUUUUUUAAGAAAUUGAAUUUUACACUCCCUUUUUUGAC
Rhododendron vialii is the source of this 1505-nucleotide messenger RNA. Its product is annotated as RING-H2 finger protein ATL72-like. The record is from RefSeq and is a predicted model, not a curated record. Gene Ontology annotation, biological process: protein ubiquitination. Bases 818 to 1363 code for a protein of 181 amino acids. The transcript has a single exon. Gene Ontology annotation, molecular function: transferase activity. Lineage: Eukaryota; Viridiplantae; Streptophyta; Magnoliopsida; Ericales; Ericaceae.